AUGAAUGCUGAGCCACAUCACCGCCUCCGGGCCUCCCCUGCCGGAGCUGCCGAUGCAGCAGGGCUGGUCAGAACUUACAAGACCUGGGAAGGCAGCAAUAGAUUUUUACUUGGUGGAAGGCUUAUAUUCGGACCCGAUGUGAGAUCUCUUCCGUUAACAGUAUUCCUCAUUGUUGCCCCUGUUGCAGUUUUCUGUGGCCUUGUAGCAAGAAAACUCAUUGAUCACUUGGGAAUUUCAGUAAUUGUUGCUGUUUCUGUACUGACACUACUCGCUUUGGUUCUUCUUCUACUAACCUCAGGAAGAGAUCCUGGUAUAGUACCUCGUAAUGUUCACCCUCCAGAGCCAGAAGAUUAUGAUGCGAGCAUAGAGGGUGGGUCUAAUGAAACACAACAGUCGCGUUUUCCACGAAUGAAGGAAGUAGUUAUCAAUGGUAUAAUUGUGAAGAUCAAGUACUGUGACACCUGCAUGCUUUACAGACCUCCUCGUUGUUCUCACUGCUCGAUAUGCAACAACUGUGUGCAGCGGUUUGACCAUCACUGCCCUUGGGUUGGCCAGUGCAUUGGAUUGCGAAACUACAGGUUCUUCUUCAUGUUUGUCUUCUCUGCAACUCUUCUUUGUGUAUAUGUACAAGGGUUUUGCUGGGUCUACGUCGUGAGGAUCAUGCACAGUGAAGAUAUAUCGAUUUGGAAAGCACUAAUUAAGACUCCUGCCUCCAUUGCGCUCAUAAUUUACAGUUUCAUUGCCUUCUGGUUUGUUGGUGGCCUUACUAUGUUCCACUCAUAUCUCAUCAGUACAAACCAGUCUACUUAUGAAAAUUUUAGAUACCGGUAUGAUGGACGAGACAACCCAUUCAACAGAGGGACAAUUAAGAACUUCAUGGAGAUAUUCUGCACUAAAAUUCCUCCAUCCAGGAACAAUUUCAGGGAAAAAGUUCCAAAAAAUCCUCCAGUUCUUCCUACACCAAUUGGCGCCAAUUUUGUCAAUCCUGUCAUGGGGAAAGCCAUGAGUGACAUAGAGAUGGGGAGGAAACCAUUAUGGAAUGAGGCUUCAGAAGAGUUGGGUGAUUAUAGCAAUGAUGAUGGCGUAAACAAGGACCCUCGAUCGAGUGAGGCUGAUGCAUCCCAGGAUUUAAGUGGGACCCUUCCAACAGAGAGCACAGAGAGACAUGUUGCCUCACAUCCUAGGCGUUCUAGCUGGGGAAGGAGGAGUGGAAGUUUAGAUAUAUCACCUGAAGUUCUUGCUAUGUCAGCCGGAGUUGGGGACUCAAGACGGGUAACUGAUGGAAUCAGUGGCAACUUUACAACACAGACUGAACAAUCUCAGAUAAGUUCAUAA
Prunus armeniaca (apricot) is the source of this 1335-nucleotide messenger RNA. Lineage: Eukaryota; Viridiplantae; Streptophyta; Magnoliopsida; Rosales; Rosaceae. The record is from the annotation of a GenBank genome assembly.